AUGGGUUCCGCUGAGAUUGUAGACUCCCGCAGGCUUUCAAGCGGGAGGUCUAAUUUCUCCCAGAUGUGUACCCUUUUGAGCCAGUAUUUGAAGAAGAAUGGAAGUUUUGGGGACCUUCAGCUUGGCCUCACUCAGUCCCCGGAAAACAAAGUUUCUCCGGUGGAGACUAUGAAUCUGUUUCCGAUGAUCGGGAAAUCGGGUUCCGGAGAUCUGGAAGCGCCGCCGGCUUCGUUCCACCAGGGAGCACCCGCCGCCGCUGCUGCCGGCAGAGAUGAAACCCUGAAGAAACCCAAUUUCAGGAAAAACUCACUGGCCAGGUUCCUGGAGAAGAGAAAGGACAGGAUCACAGCCAAUGCACCCUACCCAGCAAGCAAACCGGAGGCGCCGUCUAAGCUAGCGGCUGCCUCAAGCGAGCCGGGGUUGGCGCCUGAGCUUAUUCAGCGCCACUAG
Striga hermonthica is the source of this 450-nucleotide messenger RNA. The record is from the annotation of a GenBank genome assembly. Lineage: Eukaryota; Viridiplantae; Streptophyta; Magnoliopsida; Lamiales; Orobanchaceae.